AUGGCUGAGUCACUGCCUUCAGAAGCCGAAAGGCUUUACUACCCCGAGUCAGAUGUGGAGGAUUUGGAAGGAUACAGGCCCGGCGGGUACCAUCCAACUCUCAUUGGAGAUACCUUUUGCGGGGGUCGCUACAAGAUAGUUCACAAGCUUGGAUUUGGUGGUUAUUCAACAAUCUGGCUCGCCCAUGACCAGCAGCUCCAGUGCUAUGUAUCACUGAAGAUACUUGUUGCAGGAGCUUCACAGGGCAGUAAUGAGGGUGAAAUUCUCUGUCUAUUGGCAAAAGGUACACUGAAUUGUUUUGGAAGGCGGUUUAUCCCAACCUUGCUUGACCAGUUCUCUUUUGAUGGUCCCAAUGGGCAUCAUCUGUGCUUGGUAGGAGAGCCUGCCGGCUGCAGCAUAGCCAAUUCGAAGGAGAACAGUACAAACUUUAUGUUUCCACGAGAUGCUGCCAGAUCCAUUGCUGCCCAGCUCAUCAUGGGCUUGAACUAUCUGCAUGCGAACGAUGUAUGCCAUGGAGAUCUCCAUCUGGACAACUUUCUUCUUCAUGUCCCAGGCUUUGACAAUUUAAGUACAGCUGAACUGUACAAGCGCCAUGGCAAACCAUAUGAGGUUCCUACCCGGCGCCUUGAUGGAAAGUCUAGUACACCCCAUGCGCCACCGCAUGUCAUUUAUCCCAUGAUUUGGAACAUGCCUGCGAAUGAGGUGAUGGAUCCUGAGAUUAUUAUCUCAGACUAUGGGACGUCUUUUAUUGCUUCAAAAACGCCGUCUCCAACGCUUCACACGCCUGCCCUAUAUUCCCCGCCAGAAGAAUUCUUCAACGAACACAUCACCACUGCAGCUGAUGUAUGGACGCUGGGUGUUGUUCUAUAUGAUGCCAUGGGCGAACGGCCUCUCUUUGAAACCUUUUCAUGGGAUCCAGACGACAUCAUUGCUGAGAUGGUCAACACCUUGGGACAACUGCCCGCACGAUGGUGGGGCUCCUGGACUAACCGCUCUGAGUUCUUCAACCUAGAUGGUUCAUGGAUCACCAACUUCCAGCGCAUCGGCACACCUGUAUUCCGUCGUCUUCAUCAACGGAUGUGGGAUAUGGGCCGGGGUGAGACGCCGGAGACCUGUGAAUGGGAUGUUGCUGGUGGCGAGCUUAAAGCUCUAGAGGAUAUGCUGAGGGCUAUGAUGGCAUUUGAACCAGUGGAAAGACCGACGGCGAAGCAGCUCAUGAUGUCUGAGUACAUGGUGAAGUGGGCCAUGCCAGCGUGGCAGAGGCAGAUGAAGCGAAAAUUACCAUCCUGA
Coccidioides posadasii C735 delta SOWgp is the source of this 1290-nucleotide messenger RNA. RefSeq lists its product as uncharacterized. Gene Ontology annotation, molecular function: protein serine/threonine kinase activity; ATP binding. The record is from RefSeq and is a predicted model, not a curated record. NCBI's taxonomy places the organism in Eukaryota, Fungi, Ascomycota, Eurotiomycetes, Onygenales, Onygenaceae. Gene Ontology annotation, biological process: spliceosomal complex assembly; regulation of mRNA processing; peptidyl-serine phosphorylation.